CGCGGGGCACGGGUGGCGCUGGAGUCGUGGCUGUAGACGAUGAGGUGCAGACGCUGUCGGGCAGCGUGAGGCGGGCCCCGGCCGGACCCCCCAGCAUCCCCGGAACCCCGGGCUGCGCAGCCGUUGCCAAGGGCCCCGGCGGACAGCAGCCCAAACCGGCCAGCCUGGCCCGCGGGCGGGGGGCAGCCGCCGCCAUCCUCAGCUUGGGCAACGUGCUCAACUACCUGGACAGGUACACCGUGGCAGGCGUCCUUCUGGACAUUCAACAGCACUUUGGGGUCAAGGACCGGGGUGCCGGCUUGCUGCAGUCAGUCUUCAUCUGCAGCUUCAUGGUGGCCGCCCCCAUCUUCGGUUACCUGGGGGACCGCUUCAACAGGAAGGUGAUCCUCAGCUGUGGCAUCUUCUUCUGGUCGGCGGUCACCUUCUCCAGCUCCUUCAUCCCCCAGCAGUACUUCUGGCUGCUGGUCCUGUCCCGGGGUCUAGUGGGUAUCGGCGAGGCCAGCUACUCCACCAUUGCGCCCACCAUCAUCGGCGACCUCUUCACCAAGAACACGCGCACCCUCAUGCUGUCUGUCUUCUACUUUGCCAUCCCUCUUGGAAGUGGCCUGGGCUACAUCACUGGCUCCAGCGUGAAGCAGGCUGCCGGAGACUGGCACUGGGCCCUUCGGGUGUCCCCCGUCUUGGGCAUGAUCACAGGAACCCUCAUCCUCAUCCUGGUCCCAGCCACUAAGAGAGGCCAUGCUGACCAGCUCGGGGGGCAGCUCAAGGCACGGACCUCGUGGCUGCGAGACAUGAAGGCCCUGAUCCGGAACCGCAGCUACGUCUUCUCCUCCCUGGCCACGUCGGCUGUGUCCUUCGCCACAGGGGCCCUGGGCAUGUGGAUCCCACUCUACCUGCACCGUGCCCAAGUUGUACAGAAGACGGCGGAGACCUGCAAUAGCCCGCCCUGUGGGGCCAAGGACAGCCUCAUCUUCGGGGCUAUCACCUGCUUUACUGGCUUUCUGGGCGUGGUCACGGGUGCAGGUGCUACACGCUGGUGCCGCCUGCGGACCCAGAGGGCCGAUCCACUGGUGUGUGCUGUGGGCAUGCUGGGCUCCGCCAUCUUCAUCUGCCUCAUCUUCGUGGCGGCCAAGAGCAGCAUUGUGGGCGCCUAUAUCUGUAUCUUUGUCGGGGAGACGCUGCUGUUUUCUAACUGGGCCAUCACUGCGGACAUCCUCAUGUAUGUGGUCAUCCCCACCCGGCGAGCCACCGCUGUGGCCUUGCAGAGCUUCACCUCCCACCUGCUGGGCGACGCAGGGAGCCCCUACCUCAUCGGCUUUAUCUCGGACCUGAUUCGCCAGAGCACCAAGGACUCCCCGCUAUGGGAGUUCCUGAGCCUGGGCUACGCCCUCAUGCUCUGCCCCUUCGUCGUGGUCCUGGGUGGCAUGUUCUUCCUUGCCACCGCUCUCUUCUUCCUCAGCGACCGUGCCAAGGCUGAGCAGCAGUGCCGCUGGGAUAGUGAAGAACCCUUGCUCUCACCUAACCUGGGAAGCAUCCUACAGCAUCCCAGGCCUGCGGCCCUGCCCCAAAACUUCCUGUGUGACCAACCACCAGGGACCCACCCUCUCUGGUCCAAGACUGCUGAGUGGCCCUGGCUCCAAGAAGCCACAUCCUCUGUUAACCUGGAAGACUGUGUGUCUUGGGGCAGGUUGGACGGAUUCUCAGCCCUGGGUUUGGGCUGCAGAGCCCCUGGGUUUGGGCAGCAGGACCCCUGGGGCCAAGGGAGAAGGCACCCCCAAGUAGGUGUAUCGGGAGACAUUGGCCUGCCACCAACUUACGUGAUCUUGGGUAAGCCCCUGCCCACCCUAUGUCUUGGGGCCAGGGAGCUGGACUUUCCUGCACAGGGUGUUGGGCAAGGUCCUAUCUACAGCUUUGAAGACCCAGCAGACCCCGGACCAUGCAGAGAAGAGGUGGCCCGGGCCUUGGGGCUGCAAUUCAGGUUCUGAAGCUCUUGGAAGCACAGGGACCACUGUCCCUUAGCUGGGCUUCCGACUUUGGGGUCACUGGCUUCAGGCUGGCACCUGGGGUGGAGCACUUGUCACAGGGUGCUUCCUGGCCUCCUGGUCACUCUGGAGGACACAUCUCUGUUGCCUUGAGCCCAGCUCUUACCCUGGACUUCCCAGGUUGGGAUCACCCCUCCACGGGGAGCUGGCAUCACCAGGGGUGAAGGCCCUGGUGGCAGCCACGUACCACCCAUGCCCCAGGUUUGAGAUGUUGGGAACCACCUACCAGUCCACCUCUGCAGGGCUCCGUGAGCCCUAGAGCUCCUUGCUGACUUUCCAGAAGGCUGGAGUCCACUCCCUCCCUUGGGCUGGGCCGAGCCUUUUCCAGGGGCAGUAUCCCAGGAACCAUAUCCAGAAUCCAUGGAGUAGCAGCCAGGGCUCUAGCUGCUGGAGGAAGCAGCUAUCCCCUCAGCUUCCUGCUCCAGGGACUGAGCUUGAAGGAGGGAGGCUGAUGUCCCUGGCCACCAGCUGCUGUGGCUCACUCUCACAGUGACUGCAAUUCCGGGGGGCUGGGCCUUCUCCCCAGACGUUGAUCACCCCACUCCUGUCUACACCCCCACCCCCUGCAGCUACCACCAGGUUAUAGCUGUCACCUGCACACCAGCCCCCUGGGGGAGCUUAUGCCCACCGCCCCACACUCCCUGCACAUCUGCUGCAAUCGCGGUCACAGGAGACCCCGAGCGCCAGCGGGACACCACUCCCUUUGCCCCUUAGUUACUGGCUGGCUGUGGCUUCAGUGGUGUGUUAGCUAGUGGAAUACCCACCCUACCAAGCUCUGGGGCACCCUGGGGGCUGGACGGGGUGGUAUCCCCCAAAGACCAGCCUGGCCUCCACCCCACCCUCACCUGGGGCCCCAGCAAUGUUUUCUUGUUGUACAAGAACCAGGUCCAAGUGUUGCCUCCUCUUCCUUCCGGAAGCCAAACUGCUCCUUUAUUUUUUAGAGCUGCUGAUUGUGAAUCUCAGAAUCUUAAGAGAGAAGCCAAAUAUAUUCCUCUUGUAAAUGAAGAAAUAAACCUAUUUAAAUCA
Molecule: messenger RNA, 3068 nt
Organism: Chinchilla lanigera (long-tailed chinchilla)
Lineage: Eukaryota; Metazoa; Chordata; Mammalia; Rodentia; Chinchillidae
Gene: Spns2
Product: spinster homolog 2 (Drosophila)
Biological process (GO): lipid transport; transmembrane transport; sphingosine-1-phosphate receptor signaling pathway
Cellular component (GO): membrane
Molecular function (GO): transmembrane transporter activity; sphingolipid intramembrane carrier activity
Source: RefSeq, a predicted model, not a curated record